Molecule: messenger RNA, 321 nt
Organism: Branchiostoma floridae (Florida lancelet)
Lineage: Eukaryota; Metazoa; Chordata; Leptocardii; Amphioxiformes; Branchiostomatidae
Product: citron Rho-interacting kinase-like
Exons: 2
Coding region: 31-315 (94 amino acids)
Source: RefSeq, a predicted model, not a curated record
UUUGCGAGAUUAAAGCAUGGUGCAUUUUGCAUGUUGGACUUGUUGUUUCAGGACAUCCAGACAUCGGAGACAUGCAGCUGUGUACAGUUUACCUCCCGUGGUUUCAUUUUUGGAUCAGACAAGUUCUUCCAUGUUAAUCCCAUGACAGGGCAGGUAACGGAGUUCCUGGACAAGACCGACACGUCCCUAGCCUUUGCCAUAUUCGGUGCGAGCCAGUGUGACAGCUUCCCUGUGGCUGUGCUGAAGGUGUCUCCAGAGGACUGUUCUGAGGAGGAGUACCUUCUGUGUUUCCAUGGUAAUGUUUCAAGACUCUAGACCCUA